AUGGCAUCACCAAGUAUAAGACAUGCUCGUCUCCACAGUCCAGGCUCAUCCACCGCCACCCCAUCAGCGUUGCCACCCUUGGCAAGAACCGAAUCUCCUGCACCCUCAUCCAGGGCUGCAGCUGCUGCAAGUACACCGAGCCGGGCUGCCGGAGUCAUGUCCUUCUCCAACAUCCUCUCCAGCUCCGAGCCAGUAUCCAAGGCGAGAAAGUCGCCCUUGGUUUUUGAAGACCAGCCCGUCAAGACCGAGAAGCUCGAUAAGGCAGACAAGGUGGACAAGGAAAAGAAGCCGGCGCGUCGAAGUGCCAAGGGACGCGCCUCCGACGUGAAGAACUCGGAGGCAACUCCCAAGGCUGGUGGCUCCCGAAGAACGUCCUCCAAGCCUGCAACCCCGUCGUCGGCACGGAUUCCCGCGAAGCGGCAGGCCAAUGGCCAACCCAAGUCGAAGAGCCUCUCCGCCAGUCAUGAGAAGGAGAUCCGCCAAAAGAUGGAACUCCUCGAUACCGAUGCCGAUGACCUCGACGAGAACGAGUACAGCGAGGAGCUCCGGGCUUGGAAGGAGCGAUCCCUCCGCCGACGCCAAGAGAUGGUUUCCCGAGACAUUGAACAGCGGCAACUCCGACGGGCAGACUUCUCCGACGUCGAGGCUGUCAAGCUCGGCCUCCACUCCGACCUUGGCAAGAGGCGUUACGACGACAUGUUCUACGACGAGGCCUUGCAGGAGGUGCGAGAGCGAGAGCUGUUUGCCGAGAAGGAGCGCAAGAAAGACAUGCAGCGCAAGAGGCGGCGGGAGAAGUCCAUGGCCACCACCAUGGAGCAGAAGAACGCGGCCCUUGCCCGAGCACAAGCCGCGCAGGACGAGGCCGAGAGGCAGAGACACCUGCGCGAGGCCGAGCGGGCCAACAAGAAGGUCCAACAGACCAAGCUGAUCCUCCAAAAGGGCAUCAAAGGGCCUGCCAGGAACCUGGGCCCCAUCGAACCCAACCUCGAGGGCGGCACCAUGGCCACCUUCCAGGCCGAGAAUAUGGAGCCCGGAAAGGGCAAGGGUAAGGGCCGGGGUGGCCCUCGUCCCAAGAAGUCCAAGGAGCAGAAGCAGGCCGAGAAGGAGUCGGCCGAGGCCGCCCAGGCCGCCCUCGAUGCCGGCCAGGAGCUUCCGUCCAAGGAGGAGACCAAGAUCCGCAUCAAACUCUCCAAGUCCAAGGCCAACAAGGACGAUGCGGAGAAAGACAAGGAGAAUAAGGAGCCCAAGGACAAAGACAAGGCUAGCGAGCCCAAGGAUCCCCUGGAGACCAAGUUCCAGUCCAAGGGCUUCAACCAGAUAUACGACCAGAUCUUGCGCGACCUCGCGCGCAAGGACGUCAACAAGACGUACAAGCUGGCGUCGGACUCGUACGCCACCAAGACGUCCAACCUCAAGAAGACGGCGAUCCUCGCGUCCAAGGAAGCCAAGCGGUGGCAACUGCGGACAAACAAGGGCACCAAAGAUCUCCAGGCCCGCGCGAAGCGGGUCAUGCGCGACAUGAUGGGCUUCUGGAAACGCAACGAACGCGAAGAGCGCGAGUUGCGCAAAGCGGCCGAGAAGAUGGAGCUGGAGAAUGCGCGGAAGGAAGAGGCGGAGCGCGAGGCGGCUCGACAGAAGCGGAAGCUCAACUUCCUCAUCUCCCAGACCGAGCUGUACUCGCAUUUCAUCGGGAAGAAGAUCAAGACCCAAGAGGUGGAGCGGAGCACCGACCAUCCCGACGAGGCCCCCGACGAGAGCGCGAAGGCGGCCGAGCACGCCGACGCGGACAUGGACAUGGACGUACCAGUUGUCGGGGCCAAGGUGACAAACUUCGACAGCCUCGAUUUCGACGCCGACGACGAGUCCACGCUCCGGGCCGCCGCCAUGGCCAACGCGCAGAACGCUAUCGCCGAGGCCCAGCAAAAGGCCCGGGCAUUCAACAAGGGCGACGAUCUCGACGAGGACGGCGAGAUGAACUUCCAGAACCCCACCGGCAUGGGCGAUGUGGCAAUCGAGCAGCCUAAGAUGCUCUCGUGCCAGCUGAAGGAGUACCAGCUCAAGGGCCUCAACUGGCUGGUCAACCUCUACGAGCAGGGCAUCAACGGCAUUCUCGCCGACGAGAUGGGUCUCGGGAAGACGGUCCAGUCCAUCUCGGUCAUGGCUUACCUGGCCGAGAAGUACGACAUCUGGGGCCCCUUCCUCGUCGUUGCCCCGGCCUCGACGCUUCACAACUGGCAGCAAGAGGUGCAGAAGUUCCUCCCGCAAUUCUCCGUCGUCCCGUACUGGGGCAAUGGCGCAGACCGGAAAGUGCUCCGGAAAUUCUGGGAUCGGAAGCACACGACUUACAAGCGUGAUACCGCGCCCUUCAACCUCGUCAUCACGUCGUACCAGAUGGUUGUCCAGGACGUCGCCUUCUUCCAGAAGAUGCGGUGGCAGUACAUGAUCCUGGACGAGGCCCAGGCCAUCAAGAGCUCGCAGAGCUCGCGUUGGAAGUGCCUGCUCAACUUCCAUUGCCGAAACAGGCUCCUCCUCACCGGCACACCCAUCCAGAACAACAUGCAGGAGCUCUGGGCCCUGCUCCACUUCAUCAUGCCGUCCCUCUUCGACUCGCACGACGAGUUCAGCGAGUGGUUCUCCAAGGACAUCGAGUCCCACGCCCAGAGCAACACGAAGCUCAACGAAGAUCAGCUGCGGCGUCUGCACAUGAUCCUGAAGCCAUUCAUGCUCCGUCGUGUCAAGAAGCACGUCCAGAAGGAGCUCGGCGACAAGAUCGAGCUGGAUGUCUUCUGCGAUCUCACCUACCGCCAGCGCGCCAUCUACCGCAACCUGCGCAACCAGAUCAGCAUCAUGGAUCUCAUCGAGAAGGCCACCAUCGGCGAGGACGACUCGGCCAGCCUGAUGAACCUCGUCAUGCAGUUCCGAAAGGUCUGCAACCACCCGGACCUCUUCGAGCGUGCCGACACCACCUCGCCCUUCUCGUGUGGCCACUUUGCCGAGACGGCGUCCUUCAUCCGCGAGGGGAACAGUGUCAUGCUCGGAUACUCGACGCGCAGCCUGAUCGAGUACGACCUGCCAAAACUCGUCUGGCGAGACGGCGGUCGGCUGUACAAGGCCGGUCAGGAUAACGAGAAGGCGGGCUUCCGGAACAGGUAUCUGGGUCACAUGAUGAACAUCUGGGCACCGGACAACGUCCAGGACAGCCUCGGAGGCACCGACAACUUCUCUUGGUUGAGGUUCGCAGACGUGAGCGUCCAGGAAGUCAACAAGGCAGGCCAGCAGAACGUCUUCUCGCGGGCUGCCGAGUUGUCGCAGAAGAAGAACCGCCUGGGCUACAUGAAAGUCGCCUACGACGAGCCCGAGGACAAGAAUUUCACUCCAACCCAUGCCUUGUUCAACAUUGUAUCUCGGGAAGACCGCAAACCCCUCGCCGACGUUGCGGACCGGGGAGUGCUGAGCCGCCUCAUGAACGUCUCCCGCGAAUCCUAUGCCGACUCGGGCUUCGGCCGACUUGAGCAAGCCGGUCGACCUAGAGCAUCUGCGCCGCCUGUCGAGGUGUUCUGCAACAGCCGGGGGUCGGUCAUCGAGAAGGAAAACAUCAUGUUCAAUGUACCAAUGCGGAAGACCCUGUACGGCCCCAACUCGGUCGAGGAGAAGGCCCUGGUCAUGCAGAGAGUCCCCCUCGAGCGACACCCGCUCCCGCCGCUCCUCCCCGCACCAGACAACGAGAAGAAGCGGUUCACCAACAUUGCCGUCCCGUCGAUGCGUCGCUUUGUCACCGAUUCCGGAAAGCUGGCGAAACUGGACGAGCUGCUCUUCAAGUUGAAAGAGGGUGGACACCGCGUGCUGCUGUAUUUCCAGAUGACUCGCAUGAUAGAUCUCAUGGAGGAGUACCUCACGUAUCGGAACUACAAAUACUGCCGCCUGGACGGUUCGACCAAGCUCGAGGACCGCCGGGAUACCGUCCACGACUUCCAGACGCGACCCGAGAUCUUCAUCUUCCUUCUAUCUACUCGUGCCGGCGGCCUCGGCAUCAAUCUCACGGCGGCAGACACGGUCAUCUUCUACGAUUCCGACUGGAACCCGACGAUCGACUCGCAGGCCAUGGACCGAGCCCAUCGCCUCGGGCAGACCAGACAGGUCACCGUGUACCGCCUCAUCACGGCCGGCACGAUCGAGGAGCGAAUCCGCAAGAGGGCGCUGCAGAAGGAGGAGGUCCAGCGUAUGGUCAUCUCGGGCGGUGGCAGCUCGGCGACUGGCGGCGGCGUCGACUUCUCCGGGCGUAGGGCGCCCGAGAACCGCAACCGCGACAUCGCCAUGUGGCUGGCCGACGACGAGCAGGCCGAGAUGAUCGAGCGGCGCGAGAAGGAGCUCUUGGAGAGCGGCGAGUUCGACCGCGCCACCAAGAAGCGCGGCGGCAAGCGGAAGAGGGGCGGCGACAAGGCCGGCAACCUCAGCCUGGACGAGAUGUACCAUGAAGGCGAAGGUCACUUCGACGAUAAACGAGCGUCCGGCGCCGCCACGCCCAUCGAGGCCGGCGGCAGCAGCCAGCGCAAGCGGCCCGCCGGCGGCAAGAAGGCCAAGACCACGAAGCAGCGCCUCGCUAUUGCUGACGGCCAGAUGGAUGUCUGA
This is a messenger RNA of Phialemonium atrogriseum, 4629 nucleotides long. Its product is annotated as putative ino80-like protein. The record is from RefSeq and is a predicted model, not a curated record. Gene Ontology annotation, molecular function: ATP hydrolysis activity; ATP binding; histone binding. The transcript is spliced from 3 exons. NCBI's taxonomy places the organism in Eukaryota, Fungi, Ascomycota, Sordariomycetes, Cephalothecales, Cephalothecaceae. Gene Ontology annotation, cellular component: nucleus; Ino80 complex. Bases 1 to 4629 code for a protein of 1542 amino acids. Gene Ontology annotation, biological process: DNA-templated transcription; chromatin remodeling; DNA repair.